UUCAGUCUGGGAUGGUCAGUUGCGAAGUAAACACAGCUCUGCUGCUUUUCAUUUAGCAAGUAAGACAUCGUCGCACUCCUCAAACAACGCAACGGGUUCGUCUCUCCCCAAACAUCGAGUAGGCGAAGGCACCGUCGAUGAAGAUGCUCUGAACGCCCCCUCCAUCUUAUCAGUUGUCCCUCGUGUUGACAAUCAUCUGUAGUCAGGGUAGAGAGAAUAGAGUGUAUUCGAAACAACAGGGCGGAUCCAACGUUUCAGAAAGAGAAACCAUCAUGCGCGAAACCGUUUUGCCGAGGCCCCCACUGGCUGCUCUGAAGCAGCCGAAGCUAAAGCUGCCACAAAAUCUCGACUCGUCGAACGUUGUGAAGCAUACGAUGGCUCAAAUCAUUCAACACAACGAUGACAUGACAAAUUCGGCGUCCUCGUCGUCAUCUCUGUCAAUGAUGCCAGAACUGCUUCUUCCCACGGUGACGAGUUCCUUCGACUGUCACUCACAGAGCUCUCAAGAUCAACAUGGAAAGCACGCUUCUUCUGGGUCUCGUUUGGAAUGGAACGGAUCCAAUCCUCUGGAGUGGAUCGAAUCGAUUGCUGCAGCUGCCGAGACGAGAGCUUCGAUCGCCAACGGUGGAAAAGUGGCGGCCCCGAUUCGUGUCAACGGAGUCAACUUGAGCUUGAAGCGACCCAUGCAUUACAAACUCACCCGCAAGGUCGCAGGCGUAGAGGAUGAAGAAGAGCCGUACAAUCUCAAGGACGAUAGUGACCAACGAAAGCGUUCUCGAGUGCCUGCUGGCCACGCGACAGCUGCUGCAAAUCAGCAAGACGCCCUAAAGCAAGGCCCAUGGGAUUUGACGGAGCUACUGAACGACGAAAUGCAGCCAAAGUCGCUCGUUCAUAGCCUUCAUUAUGUUGUUUUGACGUUCGAAUCCAAGGACAAGGCUUCUCGAUUCGUCCAGAGUAGCUACCAGCGAAUUCGGAGCCACUUUGAAGCAGAGCUGCACCGUAUCAAGGGAAUGCAUGUCGCAAGGGGUCCUUGCAAAGCGAACAUUGCCAGUCAGAUGGCAAUGCUAGGAGUACUGUACAAUGAGACACAGGUCAAAAUGGAGGCGUUGAUCCGAAUGGAAGAAGCGGAAACUCAAAAACGUCCCGAUGCUGCCACAACGGCUCACACAGUGGCCAAGAAGGACUUCACCAAUUUCAUGUCAGCCUGGCUUCGUGAUAAUUGGACCAACCCGUAUCCUGACGAUGAUGGCCUCAUAGAACUUGCGGAUGCUUGUAGCAGUACUCCAACAGUUAUCAGCAACUGGCUCAUCAAUGCCCGUACUCGUAAGUGGCGCCCUGCGAUUGUAAAGGCUUUCGAUAUGAAGCGACCUUCGGAGCUGUUGCUAGAGGACUCGCUCAAUAUCUUCGAUGGCAACCCUGUGCGUGAAAUCCCGCAGGAACUGGAGCAGCACCACAGUGCUGGUGCUGGUUGCGAAGACGAUCACUGUCAGCAGGUCAACAAACGCGCCAAGACAAGCUAUUAGGGGUUUAAACAAGCCACAGCGAAUCGAUCUUUCAAUCAUGGAAUACCGGUACUGCCACAGCAGGAACCAACUGUGCACAACAAGAAACUAACUAUACGUAGAAAUCUGAUAAUCUAACUCAAAUCAAUCAAGUAUCCACCUGGUGCUUUUCCCCGUGCACCCCUUUACGGCACAGAACGAAACCAACCGUGCACAACACGAAAACUAUACGUAGCAAUCUGAUAAUCUAACUCAAAUCAGUCAUAUAUUCAAUGCUGCACCUGGUGCUUUUAUGCAUUCGUCGCCACGGGAGAAAGAAACCUAUACGUAUACAUGAAACUAG
Seminavis robusta is the source of this 1845-nucleotide messenger RNA. Lineage: Eukaryota; Bacillariophyta; Bacillariophyceae; Naviculales; Naviculaceae. The record is from the annotation of a GenBank genome assembly.